AUGGUUACCAAGGCAAAGGAUGUUUUUCUGGCACUUAUUGCUUUCAACAUUUCAGCUGUCUGCUUUCUUAAGUUGGAAGUCUGCUCCUACAGUGGAUAUAAGGUAUAUCCAGGCCACGGAAAGCGCGCCAUUCGUGGUGAUGGUCGCCAAUUCUAUUUCCUCAGCUCUAAGUGCGAGCGCUCUCAUUACCUGAAGCGCAAUCCACGUGAGGUCAGCUGGACCGUUCUUUACCGUCGCAAGUAUAAGAAGGGUGCUGUUGAGGAGCUCACCAAAAAACGCACCAGAAAGGUUACUAAAACCGCCCGUGCUUUCGCUGGCGCUAGCCUCACCGAAAUUAUGGCCAAACGCAACCAGAAUCCCGAAGUUCGCAAGGCAAUGCGCGAGCAGGCUAUGCGAGCCAUGAAAGAAAAACAGAAAGCCAAGGAGGCUGAAAAGAGGGCUAAGAAGGCAGAACUGAAGAGGAAACAAAACGCAGGACCUGGCCAAAAACAACAACAGAAGGCUGCGAAGAAGGUUAGCAAGCCGACUCAGAAGGUUGGCAAGCGAUUCUAG
This is a messenger RNA of Echinococcus granulosus, 552 nucleotides long. Its product is annotated as 60S ribosomal protein L24. Gene Ontology annotation, molecular function: structural constituent of ribosome; mRNA binding. The record is from RefSeq and is a predicted model, not a curated record. Gene Ontology annotation, cellular component: cytosolic large ribosomal subunit. NCBI's taxonomy places the organism in Eukaryota, Metazoa, Platyhelminthes, Cestoda, Cyclophyllidea, Taeniidae. Gene Ontology annotation, biological process: cytoplasmic translation. The transcript has 2 exons. Bases 1 to 552 code for a protein of 183 amino acids.